AUUUUCUAACCCCUUCGUGCCUGAUGGUAAGACAAAUCUUAACGCCUAAGCACAAUUUUUCAACUUUGACAUGUGUUAGCAAAACUGUAAAUCUCAUCGCAACUGCUUUGUGCAUCCAGGUGGAUUAUACCUUGUUAUGUUUUCAGGACAAAUUGGGCUUUCAUUUGGUGGUAAAUGGUAACGGAUAUCUCCUGAUUUUUCUUUUAUGAAUAAAGGAAAACUGUCCCGGAAUAAAGAUUUUUUUUUUUUUAUUC
Staurois parvus is the source of this 254-nucleotide messenger RNA. The record is from the annotation of a GenBank genome assembly. Lineage: Eukaryota; Metazoa; Chordata; Amphibia; Anura; Ranidae.